AUAAAAAUAUAUUUGUUUGUUUAUAUAGCCUAUAUUCACGUAAAGUGUUGUGCAGAAGUCGUAGAAGCCAUGUUAAUUUCUUCAUGUAUCAUUUAACUUUUGUAACUUAAUACAAACUUGAUUACCCCCUUGUCUAUAAAACAGCUGGCACACUAAAGCAAAAUAUAUCACUUUUUUGUAGAAGAAUCUAACAAGCCUCACACUUUUGCACAGUAUGUAGUCAACGUUACAUGCUUUUAGAUAUAGUGCCCCUAACUUUUUUUCUUGACAGACACAUGUGCUAGGAAUUAGUCCAACUGUCCUGACAAGUUGUGGACGGGGUGGCACAUCAUCUUCUGCCAUGGUAAAAGAUCUGGCGGUGGCAGUGUUUGGGAGAGACACGUUGGCCACACAUGGGCUGUCUGGAAGAGCUGGCAAUGCUAACAAAGACGCUAUAGCAAAGCCAGCUCUUGACCAGGACAAAGUUGUGCAGAUCCUAGACACAGUACAGAAAAAAUUUCCGGAUGUUCCAAAAAAGUUCAUCAGGGCAGCACUAAGAGAGAAGUUGAAUGAUGAGCACAAGUUACGAGUAAGGAAAACAGUGUAGAGGCUUCAUUUGACUGAUAGAGCAACAUUUGGCUGCAUGCAUGUGAAUUGGACUCCGCUUCUCUCUGCUCUGCAGUUUCAAUAAAUAAAAUAAAAUAAAUAAUUUGUAAUAAUACAUUGUUUGUUGUGAAGUUAU
Xyrauchen texanus (razorback sucker) is the source of this 721-nucleotide messenger RNA. RefSeq names its product BEN domain-containing protein 6-like. Lineage: Eukaryota; Metazoa; Chordata; Actinopteri; Cypriniformes; Catostomidae. Gene Ontology annotation, molecular function: ubiquitin binding; transcription corepressor activity; DNA binding. Bases 341 to 586 code for a protein of 81 amino acids. The transcript has 3 exons. Gene Ontology annotation, biological process: positive regulation of neuron differentiation; negative regulation of Notch signaling pathway. Gene Ontology annotation, cellular component: nucleus. The record is from RefSeq and is a predicted model, not a curated record.